This is a messenger RNA of Helobdella robusta, 408 nucleotides long. RefSeq lists its product as hypothetical. The coding region runs from base 1 to 408 and encodes 135 amino acids. NCBI's taxonomy places the organism in Eukaryota, Metazoa, Annelida, Clitellata, Rhynchobdellida, Glossiphoniidae. The transcript has a single exon. The record is from RefSeq and is a predicted model, not a curated record.
AUGACACACGUCACACCACAUUGCAGUCUGGUACGUUCGUCUGGAAUGUUCUUUUUAAAUUUCUGCAUCAUGAGACUUGAAGACAAGGCUGCAUGGUUAAGUCAGACGGCAACUUUCAAACAAUUCGUAAAUCGAACGUUUGCUAAAAAUUUAAAUUUUGGUAAUCUAGGCCAAACAUUCUACUGGGCGAAUAAUAAUUUUGAGUAUGAAAAAACAACAGCAAAACCACUGCAAUACAACAUAAAAAAAAAGCUUCAGAACAAUAUUUUCAGAAGAAAUGUUACACUUCCACAGCUCGGCCAUCGUCAGCAGCUGUGGAGAGGCAGCAGCGUUCCACGUGACGAGGUGUUAACAUGUAAUUGUCUGCUCUGUCUCCUCUUUAUGAUCGUGUCAUCAAUUGGCUCGUAG